Paramecium primaurelia is the source of this 2053-nucleotide messenger RNA. The record is from the annotation of a GenBank genome assembly. Lineage: Eukaryota; Ciliophora; Oligohymenophorea; Peniculida; Parameciidae.
AUGAGUAAUCGAAAAACAAAUGAUAACAAGUAAACUAGAAUUUCAUUGGGAGUCAUAGAUGAUAUGUUUAAUGAUGCUGAAUUUUGUCAAGCUAUUAAAGAUACAUUCAAAAAAUAAUCCAAUACAGCUCGUAAUGAUUGGCCAACCCAAACAACUAAUAUGUUUUAUUAGAAAGCAACAAUUUCAUAGAUUAUGAGAUUGAGAGCUAAAGGAUCACAUACAGGAACACGAUAUCCAUCAUUAAAGAAAGAGGAACGUAAAACUAGAUGGGCAAGUUUAAUAGGAGAUGGUAAAACAGAACAUCAUCAAAGAAUACCAUCUGAAAUAGAAAAUAUGCCAAUAUGUUCUUAAUAUGAAUAAUAUAGUUUUCUUAAUAGAGAACAUGAAUUAUUGAUAUAAAAUUUGAGUGAAUUGCCAAAAUCAAUUAAAAUGAUGUUAUACUCUAAUAUGUAUGAAGUUUAAAAAGCUAAGAUGUGUGAAAAUAAAACAAUGUUAGAUGACAAAUUUAUAUUUACAUUAUUCAAUACUCUUUAAUAAUUGGAUAAAUAAAUUAUUGAACCAUUACAUUAAUAAACUAGACCUGUACUUAAUUUCAAAAUGCAUUUUGUUUAGAAUGCUGUAAAUUUAGUAUCAGAAACUAUAAUUUAAAGUAUUAGAGAAGCCUUAAGACAUGAUACUAGAUUAGGUAUAUUUUUGGAAGGUUUUUGCAAAUUUUGGAUUGUUUUGAUUGAUAUUUAAUUAUAAUGGAUGGGUAAAAGUUGUGCUGAUUAUAUUGAAACUCAAGUAAAAGAAUUUAAAGAAUAAUUCUAAUAAGCUGUGGCUUAGAAAAUUAAAGUAGAAGAUUAAAUGAUUUAGAUGGAUAAAGAAUUUAAAAUGAUGGAAGCUCAAUAUAUUCGUAAACAUGAAUACUUAUAAUAAUAAUUAUUAUCAGUUUAAUAAGAAUUUCAAGAUUAUGUUGUAACAGUUCAAUAAAUGAGUGAUCUUAGAAUUGCUGAAGAAAGAAUGAAUUCAGUUGGAUUGAAGGCUUUAGAAUUAGAAAGUAUGUUCAAAUAAUUUGAUAAGGUUACCUCUUAACAUUCAUUUGUAUUUCAAAAAGAUAUCAAAGAAUUGGGAAAUGCAUUAAUUAAAUAAUAGAAAUAGAAUUAACCUCUUCCAAUGAAACAUUAAGAAGCAUAAAUUAAAUUAGGAUGUCAUAAAAUAUAAGAGGAGAAUUACUAAUUAUAUUAUUUGAAUUCAAUUGGUAUUUUUAUGUAAGUUCAUCCUUUUUAAAUUCUAUUUGAAAUUAAUAAAGAAUUAGAAAUGGAUUAUCCAAUGUUAUUGUGUAAUUUCUUAGAUUACUUAACUCAAAUUGGAGAUUUCUUGUCUCAUGUUUGUAGAAUAUUUAUUGAUUGGGUUGGAGAUGAUGAUAAACUUAAUGCUAUUUUAACUUAUUUUAGUGAAUGUGAUCUUGAUUAACCUAUUAAUUAAUUAUAUGCCAUUAUAUUUGGGAUUCGAGAACAAACUUAAUUAAGUUCUAUAUCUCUAAAGAAAUUACUUAAAUAUUAUAAAGAAUUGUAAGAAUAACAUGAUUAUUAAUUAAAUGAUUAUUUUACUAUAAAGGAAGCAUCUCCAUAUUUUUAAUUAUUAUUUUCAGAAGAAUUUAAUGAAAAAAUUACUAAUAGUUAAAAAUAAUAAAUGACUCUUUUAGAAUUAUUAUUGUUGUUAGCUUAACAUUUCCUAAUGAUGGAAAACAAAUAAUGGGCUGGAUGGUUAUAUAAAUAAGAAAUUUUAUCUGAAGAUUUAGAUAUGAAUGUGGUAUUGUAUUAUUAUUAAAAUUAUAAUCAAGAUCAAAUAAUUUAUUGAGUUACGUAACCAAUUGAAUAGACCACUUGAAGAUAGCCUUAAAUUAGUUAGACAACUCUCCUUACUACACCCUGACUUAUUUUAUAAGAGUAAGUAAGCCCCUUAAGAGAGAAUGAAAGCAUCUGCCCGUAAAGUGUAACGUAAAAACUCCCAACGAUCUCCUCUUAAGAGAUCAAGUACUUUGAUUAAAGCUAUUAAUUUAAAAAAGUGA